AUGGAAAGGAAAUCAUUUUUAGAUCAAGAGGCACCUGAAGGAUAUGUUGCCGGUCUGGCAAGAGGGGCUGUUGGAUUUAGAACCAGUACAUCUCCAGAUAGUUUCAAUCGAGGUAUUGCCAUCGUACAAAAUGAAGAAGAUGAAGAAGAGGAUGACAAUAACAACAAAAGCACACCACAAUUGAAUGAAGAUGGGAUUUUAUCUACAAAUAAACGAGGCAAAGUAGAUGAAGAAGAUGAAGAAGCAGAUCGAAUAUAUAAUGAAAUUGAAAAGAAACUACAAUUCAAGAAAAGGAAAUCACCCAAUAAUGACAAUACUAAAACUAAACCUACUACCAUUGACAAUUCUUCUAGUCAAUUUUCUGAUUUGAAACGACAAUUGGCAAAUUUGACCGAAGAUGAUUGGUUGAAUCUACCUGAACCUGGUGAUAUGACUAGGAAAAACAAACGAACAAGAUUAUUAGAACAACAACAACAAAGAAUGUAUUCUGCUCCUGAUACCUUAAUUUCCAAUUCUAGUUCUACCACCAAUACAACAAAUUUCAAAUCCUUAUCUGAAUCAAGAGAUAAAUUAUUAGGGUCUCAAUUGGAUAAUCUACUACCGUCAUACAUUAAAAAUAAUGGCCAAUCUACAAGCACCACCACCACCACCACAGCCAAUGAGGAAUUACAACAAAGUAUUUUGAAUAUGACUGGGGUUGAACAAGAUUCUAAAUAUGCUGAUCUUCAAAAAAGUAGAGUUAUAUUAUCAUCACUUCGUAAAUCUGAACCAUAUAAACCAAGUUCAUGGAUUCUGUCUGCAAGAUUAGAAGAACAAGAAGGGAAGAAUUUAAAACUUGCUAAACAAUAUAUUUUAGAAGGAUGUAAAAAAUGUCCUAGAAAUGAUGAAAUUUGGUUAGAAAAUAUUCGAUUGAAUCAAUCAGAUAUUAAAUUAUGUAAACAAUUAAUUACCAAUGGUUUAAAUUAUAAUCCUAAAUCAGAAAAAUUAUGGUUAAAAGCUACAGAAUUGGAAAUUAACAAUAUUAAUAAACGUAAAGUAUUAAUGAAAGGUUUAGAAAAAUUGCCUAAUAAUAAUCAAUUAUGGAAACAAUUAAUUGAAUUAGAAAAUGAUCAAAAUAUGGUGAAAAAAUUAUUAUCAAAAGCCGUUCAAUUAUGUUCACAAGAUUGGGAAUUUUGGUCAGCAUUAUUAAAUAUAUCUAAUUAUGAAGAAAGUAAAAAACUAUUGAAUCAAGCUAGAAAAUCGAUUAAAGAAGUUAAAAAUAUAUCGAAAGUUUGGAUAACUGCUUGUCAAUUAGAAGAAAGAGAAUACGGUUCAAAUAAGAUUGAUAUUAAUAAAUUAAUUAAACUUAUGGAUAAGGCAAUGAAAGAAAUCCCCAUUGAUAAAAUGACAAAAAAUGAUUGGUAUAAAUUAGCUUGUGAUUCUGAAAAGGAAAAUUUUCAAGUCACUAGUAAAACAAUAAUUAUUAGUUAUUUGAAACUUCAGGGGUUAGAUCAAUCAAUAUUUGAAGAUGUUGAUAAAUUUUUCACUGAUGGAUAUAUUAUUGUUGGGAAAUCAAUAUUAGAUUAUAUUGUGACUACUAAUUCAUCUAAUGAUAUUACCAAAUGGAAACGAAUCUUUGCUUUGGUUAAGAAAUUCAAUCAAGAAGUAUCAUUAUCGUUGUUAUUUACAUAUUAUGAUAAGGCAAUUUCUUUAAAUCCUCAAGUACCUUUGUUUUAUUUGAUGUAUGCCAAAGAUAAAUGGCAAUUAUCUAAAGAUAUCCCCCAAGCUAGAUCGAUUUUAGAUUCAGGUGAACUGGUGAAUCCAACUGAUUUAUCAAUAAAAUUUGCAAUAAUUAAAUUAGAACUUAAAGCAGGUAAUUUACAAAAUGCUUCAAAAUAUAUUAAAGCCAUACUUGAUAGAACACCCAUGGAAUCAGAGAAAUUUUGGUAUAAAUAUAUUCAUAUUUUACGAUGUCUUAAUAGUGAUAUAAUCAUAUUAAAAGAAGUCAUACAAAAGGCAUUAGAAUUAUUCCCCAAUUGUUGGAAAUUAUAUCUUCAAAAUAUUGAAAUUUUAGAAGAUAUUAAUGAAUUGGAAGAAGCAAGAGAAAUUGCUUUAGUGGGUGUUAAAAAAUGUCCUCAAUGUAUAUAUUUAUGGAUAAAAUUAUCACAAAUUGAUGAAAAGGCCAAAAUCAUAAUUCGAGCUCGAUCAAUAUUAGAUCAAGCAAUAUUAGCAAAUUCUAAUAACCCUGAACUCUGGGUUUAUAAAAUUCAAUUUGAAAAAAGAAUUGGGAACUCAUCAUCAUCCAUACAAAAUUUAACUAAUAAAGCCAUUAAACAAUUCCCUAAUGAUCCUUGGUUAUGGAUUAUUAAUUUAUCAUUAAUUCUGAAAAUGUCUCAACGUAAAACAAUUUUCUUAGAUGCUUUAAAGGCAACUAAUAAUUCAAAUUUAAUAUUAUUAAUCAUUGGGAUAUUUUUUUGGUUUGAUGGGAAAUAUUCCAAAAGUAAAAAUUGGUUUGAAAGAAGUUUACAACUGGAUAAUACUAAUGGUGAUACUUGGGGUUGGAUGUAUAAUUAUUUGAAAAAAUUUGGUACAACAAAAGAAUUGGAUACAUUCUUAAUUGAUUAUGAAUCCAAAUAUGAUUCAAUUAAUAAAGGUCAAUUCUUCAAUAAAAUUAAUAAAGAUAUUAAAAAUUAUAAUAAAUCACCUAAAGAAAUUUUAGAUAUUGUCGCUAUAGAAGUUUUAAACUACAUCAAAUAG
Messenger RNA from Candida dubliniensis CD36, 2736 nucleotides. RefSeq names its product U4/U6-U5 snRNP complex subunit. The record is from RefSeq and is a predicted model, not a curated record. The transcript has a single exon. Gene Ontology annotation, molecular function: protein binding. Gene Ontology annotation, cellular component: U4/U6 x U5 tri-snRNP complex; catalytic step 2 spliceosome. The coding region runs from base 1 to 2736 and encodes 911 amino acids. Gene Ontology annotation, biological process: mRNA splicing, via spliceosome; spliceosomal tri-snRNP complex assembly. NCBI's taxonomy places the organism in Eukaryota, Fungi, Ascomycota, Pichiomycetes, Serinales, Debaryomycetaceae.